This is a messenger RNA of Pseudo-nitzschia multistriata, 1180 nucleotides long. Lineage: Eukaryota; Bacillariophyta; Bacillariophyceae; Bacillariales; Bacillariaceae. The record is from the annotation of a GenBank genome assembly.
AUGUUUCAGUGGUUUCCCGGCAGCUCAGCACCGACUGUAUCAAACCGUGCUUCAACCGAAUGUGUAAGUGAAGCAAUGCGACAAUUCUAAAUUCAGCAAGGGGGUGGGCGUCAAAACCCCCGGUCUUCUAUAGUUGGUUUUGUUCGGCACCGAUCCAAACCGAUUGACAACGAUUCUUCCUGUUUUUUCCUUUCUCGACAGCCGCGCCCCGAUUUUGUUUUCGGGGGACAUCCACAUGGCCCAAAUCCUGCGAAAAGAUUGCCGAAGGAUGGCAUCGGGCACGGACCUGGGCAACGAGGGAGAUUCGGGGAAGGGCGGCAGCCAACGCCACCGGACACUGCGACCGCUGUACGAGGUCACCUCGAGCGGGAUGACCCAUUCGUGGAGUUCGAACAGCGGCCGGUGCGGGAGACCCAAGAACAGCAGGUUAUGCAGCUUUUAUCCCUUCAACGUCCUGGUCGAGAUCGUGAUGACGUACGCACACUACGCAAGCCCGUGGACGGCUCUCUUGCGCGGGAACGACGACGACCGCGGGGACGGGAGCCGUGGGGCCGGCGGCGGGUCGCGGGAGAGACGAGCCGGUGCACAGCAGCGGCAGUACACCCUGGAGCGAAACAUUGCCGAGGUCGAGGUGGACUGGGAGGAGAGCGUGGUCACGGUUCGAAUCCUGGGAGACCGGGGCCAGACGCUGCUCCGGCAGGACUGGUCCAUGGACCGGUUGACGGGCGGGGGUGAACCGGGGAUUCCCGGCGCCGGAUCCCUGCUCGGGGACCCGUCCUUCGAGGAAGGGCAGAAACGACUCGAGUCUUCGCUUCGGCGCGGCUUUCCGAGCGACCACGGCGAGUACAUCUGCGUCAACUACCGCGGAAACAUCGACCGGGUGCACUUUGCAUUUUCCGUGGUUUCCACGAUCGGGGUGUUUGUGGCGAUCGGGACGUAUCCUUUCUUGCUCUGCCUCGGCGUCCUCGCCCGGUGGGUCCUCCGGCGCCACGGGAAGGCCAGCCCACCGGUCCGCCGGCGGAGGGAAGCCGGCACGGGCAAGAGCACGAGCGGCAAAGCCGACCGACCCAAGACCGAUUGAUCCGUGGACCGGCGGGUGCCGUGCCGCCCUUUGCGCCGUGCGAGUUCCUUCCGCACGUUCGUGCUCCGAAAUCAUCGAGAAGAAAGGACGCUAUCGGAU